GAACGCAAGCAGCGAAGAAACAUUAGAAAGAAGAAAAGUUUUUCAAAAAGUUUGUUUUCAACAUUCCUCCGCACUGGCUCUGGUAGAAGAAGCUCCGGGAAUCACCGUCGUGUAAAACUGGUGCAAUCGCGGUCGCGGGUGUAGUGUGAAAAUUAAACCUUUAUUCUUCCUCGCAUCAUGCGACCAAAAACUCCAGCAACCUUCCGGUAUCAGUAGGAAAACAUCCGAUCGAACCGUGGCCGUGUGAGGAAUUUGUGUGUGCAUAGCAAAUAGCAAAGGAAAAGGCAGCGACAGUGAAAAACGCAUUCAAAGGGGCAGAGCCUUUCGGAAUCGGGAGUUUUUUUUUCUUGCUAGUGCUGCUGCUGUUGCCUUCCAUUCGUCGGUGUGUAUCUCUGUCCCGUUUUUGUCGUCGUUGUCUUGUUAACAACUACCUACUGUAGGCAAAAGUUCAUGCCACUAAAAACGUCGUCACACCUAUUCUUAUUGAUGCGAUUUUUUCUUCGGGCUUUUCGCCGUGAAAACUCCGAAAUUUCUCCCAGGCACGAAGUGUGAGCUGGUGUGUCCUGUGGGUGGAUUAUAGAUGGAACAGUUCCAGUUACUGUGACCAAGGUGGUUCCAUUUCCGGGAAAUGAUGGAACAUUGUAUGAACCGAGUCGGCAAAUAAGUAGAUCAAAAGUCGAAAGCUUUAUAAAUUUCCAGGUGAAACGAGACCGAAAAUUCUAAAGAAUACAAAGUGACUUCCGAUAAAAUAAAUAAACGUCAUUCCUGUGGAAAAGUGGAUCUUCAGCGUAACACAACUAAAAAAUAGUCUACUGAUAGUUAAGUGAUUGUGCAUAACAGUAUCAUAUAUGUAAAGCAAAUAAGUGUAACCCAACACAUAACAUGACUCAGUGCUUUCAAUAAAGAAGGAGCGAAAAGAGUGAACGAGUGAGAAUAAGCAAGAAGCAUAAAUUACGUCAACAAAGCUAAAUAUGCGUAUGAUCAAGUUAACCAUCUAACGAAAAAAAUAAAGAAGCAACCAGCUCUUUGUGGAUCCGGAUCGAGAGUGUAGUGUUGUAAAUCUCUUGGUCGGUAGAGAAGAAUAUAGGAAAAUCAAAUCAAACGCGAAAAAAGAACUGCUGCAACCAGCAGAUACUUAAGCCGGUCGGUGUGACAAAACAGAACAACAACAACAACAAUGCCACGCAACGGUGAAGCUUCCGGCUUGGAUAAGGGUUUCAACAGCAAACCGACACCGGACUGGCUACAUCCGGACCAUGUUAUUAUGAACGAAGGUGUCACGUUCGAUGUGCGGUACAUAGGAUGUUUAGAAAUCAAAGCAUCGAUGAAAACAUUAGAUUUUGCCACCCGAUCACAAGUAGCUAAGGAAUGCAUCAACCGGGUAUGCGAAGCGGCCAGCCUGAAGUCCUCCAAGAAACGCCGCGUAGACAAACGGGUAUUGCAGUGCAUAUCGGAUGCGCCUGAUAUGGAACACGCCGGUACCAAUGUGACGCUGACCGUGUCCAGCAAGUACCUCUCGCUGGUCAGUGUCGACACGGGUGACGUGAUUGCCCAGCACGACAUGCCUCGAAUAUCGUUUGCCUCCGGGGGUGAUACGGACACGCUGGACUUUGUAGCGUACGUAGCGAAGGAUAUGGAAGAAUGGCGAGCGUGUUAUGUGCUGGAAUGCGGUGGUGGAGUAGCUCAGGAUCUGAUAGCAACGAUCGGCCAGGCUUUCGAGCUGCGGUACAAAGAGUUUUUCAACAAACCGGAAACGCAGAACAAAUUUCGGGAGUUUGUCAAAACCGACAAAGAAUACUACAACGAUCUGCCGGACAAGAUGCCGCCGGAUUUGCUCACGGAGAACGACCAUUCCUCGCAGUCGCACAGUUCCUCCAGUGUUAGGACACGAGAAAGGAUAUCCAGCAACUUGAUAGAUCUGAACACACCCCUUCCCAAUCACGAUUACGUGAACGACAAACAUUCUAAUACCAAUUCGCACAGCAAUAAGUCGGUAUCUUCCAGUUCCAUUGUGAAGGAUGUUUUUGAUAUGCAACCAUUUGCAAUCUCGUCGGAAAUCCAGAAAUCUCAGCUGUUAACCGAGUCGUGGUACCACGGUAACAUUAGUCGAGCGCAGAGCGAACACCUCCUGAAGAACGAUGGUGAUUUUUUGGUGCGAGAAUCGGCCGGUACCCCCGGCCAGUACGUACUGACAGGAAUGCAGAACAACUUACCCAAGCAUCUGUUGCUUAUCGACCCAGAAGGGAUAGUACGAACCAAAGAUCGAAUCUUCGAAAGCAUAAGCCAUCUGAUCAACUACCACUGGACGAACUCGUUGCCGAUCAUUUCCGCUGAAAGUGCCCUCCUCCUGAGGCAUCCGAUCCUGCGAACGACGGACCUCCUCUCGAAAGCCAAGCAGCAGCAGCAGCAGCAACAACAACAGCAACAACAUUUAGGGCUCAACUGAGGGUGCGAGUGCCAGUGCUGUUCUCACGGUGGUCAAUCACCGGAGCGCAGCACGCUGCUAGAACAACAACAACAAGGCUGUAGUAGCAGUAGUGGCAGUUACAAGAGGGGUAAAAAGUAGAACAUUAUGGAUUAUGUAUAGAUCAACCGUGAGAAAUACAACUCAAAGAACUGUAAAACGAAAACUCUAUAGAUCCUAUAUUUUCUUUUUACUUACACUACUAUUUUAUCGAUCAAAUGAAAACAAGGGAAACUGUCGAGAACAAACCGGGAAACGUAUCACCACGGGAGGGGAAUUCAACUCUGAUCUGAUACACGUAUGGUGUACAAUAAAAGAGAAGACGAAUAACAUUUCGAAUAAAACAAGAAAUACCAAGAGAUUAACAAGAUUAUAUGAGGGGGAAAAAAACAAAUAUAUUCUACCGCAAGCAGGUGCAUGAAAUCAGAAAUUAAAAUUACUAGAAGUUAGUAGAUUUCUUCUAUGACGAAAAAAACAAACAUACAAUUACUAUUACCAGAGGUAAACAAAACACAAAUAAAAUAAGAAUUAUAUAUUGUUAUCAAUUACAGUGCUGUUGGUUGAAGAAAUAACAAAACAAACACAUAAGAAAUUCCAACUGGGUAGCAGUAUUUAUUUUUUCGAUUCUCAUAUUUUACUAUAUAACAACAACUCUUCUUUACUCAGCAGUAUGCAAAUUUCAGCACUGCAUGAAAAAAAAACCAGACACACACGUGAAUAUACUUAUAACGUAAUAUUUUACUCAAAAAAAAAACAAGUGCAGAAAAUACCUUUCUAGAUUCCACAACCCUAACAAUACAAUAAACGAGGACAACAAACAAAACAGAUACAUUCGAAUCCGGCCCGGAGAAGGAUGCAUUUCUUAUUGUUUAAUUUUGCACAAACUCUUUUGCUGUGACUCGAAGGUGGAAUAGAUUUUUGUCGUAUUUCAACUCUAUAUGACUGUGGAUGUGGUUUCGAGGUGAACGCAUGUGCGAGCAUUUUAGGCAGAGAGGAGGAUGUAUGAAUUAGUAGAACAGCAUGUAUGUGAGAUGAUAAUUAUUUAUUCGUUGAAGAGCUGAAACGUGUAUAAACAAUAGCGACAGAAGGAAACUAACAAACGAACAACAAACAAACAUACAAACAAAUAGUUUUCAAGAAUUCAACAUUCAACCAGUAACAUUCAUUAUUACCGUAUUAUUUGAUAAAAAAAAAAUACAAAGGAAAUCUUACACAUUACCAGUAAUGGAAAGAUGAAAAACUAAAUGAGAUGCAACAUUUAUCAAGUUACUAUAUGAAACAGGAGAGCAAACAAAUGCUUGAAAUAAAUAUUUAAAAUACAGUUUAA
Ochlerotatus camptorhynchus is the source of this 3791-nucleotide messenger RNA. RefSeq names its product SHC-adaptor protein (gene Shc). Lineage: Eukaryota; Metazoa; Arthropoda; Insecta; Diptera; Culicidae. The transcript is spliced from 8 exons. The coding region runs from base 1178 to 2446 and encodes 422 amino acids. Gene Ontology annotation, molecular function: receptor tyrosine kinase binding. Gene Ontology annotation, cellular component: plasma membrane. The record is from RefSeq and is a predicted model, not a curated record. Gene Ontology annotation, biological process: cell surface receptor protein tyrosine kinase signaling pathway; intracellular signal transduction.